CUCGACAACCAACCUUUCCCGCCCAAAAUAACGAACCCUUCGUCUUUCUGCAGUAACUGCCUCAGCUUAACUAACUUGCUUUUUCGCUUCAUUUCCCAAGCAGAAAAAAGAAGCUCUUUGAAACACCAAGAAAAUGCCUUCCUUUCUCUUCUUUUCCCUCCUUUUCCUCUCCUUCUUCCACUCCACCUCCGCUCUCCCUUCCAUCGGAGUCACCUACUCCUCCCCUUCCCCCGCCGCCACAACCACCAACCAUCCACCACCAUCACCUGAUAAAAUUUCAACCACCAUCUCGACCCUCAAGAUCACCAGCGUCCGCCUCCCAAACGCUGACCCGUCUCUCAUAAAAGCCUUUGCAUUCACCAACACUUCCAUUUUCCUCUCCAUCGCAAACCCUCUCCUCCCUGCUCUCGCCUCCAACCGUUCCCUCGCUCUCCGCUGGCUUUACCGCCAUGUCCUCCCUUUUUACCCUCGUUCCAAAAUUACCCUCAUCUCCGUAGGCAACGCCGUACUCGAUUACUCCACCGCCCAAGAAGACUUCUCCCCUUUUUUGCUUCCAGCAAUGAGGAACCUCUACCUGGCACUUCAAGAACUGGGUAUUAACAAAAUCCCAAUCUCCACCACUUUCUCUUUCUUCUCCACAAUCACCACCGCUUUCCCGCCGUCCUCCGCCGAGUUCCAACAACCCGCCGGUGACCUUAUCAUAAAACCCUUGCUCCAAUUCUUGGAACAAACAAAUUCCUCUUUCUUGAUCAAUAUUUACCCUUACAAUCUUUUUCGUCUCAACAGCGAAAUCCCAAUUGGUUUUGCUUUAUUCCAAGACUACCCUUUUAACUUCCGAGACGAUUUGGUCACUGGGGUUAGGUAUUUCAACCUGUUUGAUAUGAUGGCAGACGCUGUAUUAACUGCCAUGGCGGUAAUGGGGCACGAGAAUAUUCCGCUGGUCGUGGCGGAAACAGGGUGGCCAAGUGGUGGAGGUGAGGCUGGGGAAGUUGAGGCAAAUGGGGUUUAUGCGGAGAUGUAUUUGAAGGGAUUGGUGAGGCAUUUGAAGUCAGGGGUUGGAACGCCAUUGAAGAAAGAUGGGGUGGCUCAGGUUUAUGUUUACGAGUUGAUGGAUCAUGAGGGAGGCGAUCAUAGGGAAAGAGCGAGGCAAUGGGGCAUUUUAUCGGAGAACAUGACAAGGAAAUAUAAUGUUGAGUUUUCCGGUGCGCCUAAGAUUUCUGGGUCGUUUGGGAUUUAUUUCUUAGGCGUCAUGUGGUUAUUACUUGGGUGCUUUUGAUCUUUGUGAAUGUGGGUAUGUGGCUUUUGCACAUAUCUGACAGAGAGUUAGGAUUGACAGCUGAAGAUUCUUGAAGAUUUUAGCUGGCUUUUGUCUGUUUGUUUU
Messenger RNA from Durio zibethinus, 1381 nucleotides. RefSeq names its product glucan endo-1,3-beta-glucosidase 7-like. Gene Ontology annotation, molecular function: hydrolase activity, hydrolyzing O-glycosyl compounds. Gene Ontology annotation, biological process: carbohydrate metabolic process. The record is from RefSeq and is a predicted model, not a curated record. NCBI's taxonomy places the organism in Eukaryota, Viridiplantae, Streptophyta, Magnoliopsida, Malvales, Malvaceae.